CAAUAUUUUUGUCUAACACGUUACACAUAAAUUCGAGUCAUGAAAAUAAUCAAAUACGCGUGUAUUUAACUAGUUUUUGUUUACGAAAUAUGAGAGUUUCAAAAUCAACAAUAGUUGUUCUUAUAUCAAUGGUGUUGUUUUCCAUUGUUUUGGCUAAUGUUUUAAAUUUACUCAGUACAAAUGCACUCACACCAAAAUCAUUUAACAGGGAUGAAUUCAUACAAAUUGGAAAAUCAUACAGACACCUCAACUGGUUCUUACAAAUCUCAGACAUACAUAUAAGCACAUUUAAAGAUCCAAAUAGGAUUACAGAUUUUAAGGAGUUCUGUCAGUUCACAAUAGAUGCAAUCAAACCUUCCAUAGUGUUGGCAUCAGGAGAUUUAACUGAUGCCAAAACUAGUGAUGCCAUUGGGUCACAACAGUAUGAAUCUGAGUGGAAACAUUACAAAAAUGCCCUUGAUGAGGCCAAAGUCAAAGAUAAAACUGUGUGGUUGGAUGUAAGAGGAAAUCAUGACAGUUUCAAUGUUGCUACCUCAUCCUCAAAGCAAAACUUCUUCACAAAUUACUCAGUACAAGGUAAAACCCAUCCCAGAUCCUAUCUUUACCAGCAGUACAAAGGUGGCGACUUGUAUACAUUCAUUGCCGUCGACGCAUGCUUGGAACCUGGUCCAAAACGCCCUUUCAAUUUUGUGGGAGUCCUAGAUGAGGUGGAGGUGGACGAAAUUAAUGGGCUGAUGGAAAAAACACGAGCUACCGGUACAAAUUAUACUAUCUGGUUUGGGCAUUUCCCCACCUCUUGUAUUUUGUCACCAAAUGAAAUAAACGUGAGAGACUUAAUUGGGCAGUUAGACUCUGGUUUGGUUUAUUUGUGCGGUCAUUUGCAUACUUUGGGCGGAUUGGUGCCUAGAAUGUAUUCAUUACAAAAAGCUGGGUUUAUGGAAUUGGAGUUGGGUGAUUGGAAAGACAAUAGAAUGUAUCGUAUUUUAGCGGUGGAUCACGGAUUACUCUCCUUCAUAGAUAUCAAACAUAAUAAAUGGCCUGUUGCUUUAAUAACUAAUCCUAAAAAUGCGUUAUUUUACAAUCCUAUGAAAGAAAACCUUCUAAAUAUGCAAAUGUCAACUCAUAUACGGGUUUUGGCUUUUUCUUUGGACAAAAUACAGUUUGUUAAAGUGCGCAUCAACGAUGAGAAAUGGAAAGACUGUUAUAAUAUAAACGGACCUUUGUAUGUGGUUGAAUGGGAUCCUAAAUUAUAUUUAAGUGGUUUACAUUUUAUAGAGGUGAUGGUGAGGGAUGUUACAGGUAGAGAAUCGAAAGAAUCGCAUUCAUUUUCCUUAGACGGGACCAAAGUUUCGUUCGGGUUUUUGCCAAAAAUCGCAUUGAUGACGAAUGUCAGUAGUAUCUUCAAGGCUUUGUUUGGUGUGAUGGUGAUUGCUUCAAUUGCUCCAUUAUGCAUUCUGAGAUACAUCAACAAAUUGACAAUAGUUGGAAAAAUCAGUCGUCCGAAACUCAGAGGUUGUGGCCGAACUUGGUUGAGAAAACUGUGGGUUCUUUCUUCAGUAAACAGACUGUUUUGGCCCUUAGUUUUGUACCCUAUAUAUUUGAUCAUUGGACCUUGGUCAAUUGGGUAUUUGGUUGAGGAUCAUAUAGGAGUGAUUUUUGCUUGGGGAAUAUUUGUCAAAGGCUCUUACUUACCUGGGUCUUUCACUUAUGCCUACGGUUUUGUACAGUUGUUAACAUUUCAAUUGCCUCUGACGUUCAUUUUAGCAAAUGUUGCAGAUCAGAGAUUUAAAUUGUUGCUGCAAAAAUCCCCAAAAAGAGACUCGAUAUUCUCAAAAGCAUUCAGGCAUAUACCUUUCAUGAUAAUAUUCAGUAUGCAAGUAAUACUGGCAUACUUGUUUUGGUUGGCGUAUGGAACGAUGGCUUUUUUCCUCGGACCUCUAAGAACUUGGUCGAUAUUUUUGGCAAUGGUACUCUAUUGGAUUGCGCUGAAUUUACCCGAAAAUUGCACGAAGAAAACUGGUUUGGUUUGGAAUGUGAAACAAGAACCUCCAAUUGUCCAAGACAAUACGUCAAACGAAUCUGCGUACUCCGAAUGAUAUUUAUUAUAUUUAUUUAAAGAAUGAAAAUAUGACACAUACCAAAGAAUAUUUUUUUUUUAGUUUUUUUUUGUGUAUAUGUGUUCUAUAAACAUUUUUUGUUCAUACAUGUACUGCAGUUAAUUAUGCGUAUGAAGCAUUUAAUUGGUAAAUAAUUUAGUAAAUUUGCAAAACAAAUUUUAAUCUACCUUAUUUCCAUCAAAUUAUUCUUCCCACUUUGUAAGUUCCUAUUUUCAUACAUCCACUAAUUGUAUUACACUUAAUUUUCACUAUAGCUACUACUUCUCUUAGAACUGAACUUUAUGGACCUGUAUAACAUUCCUUAAAACUUUCACAAUUUUUGUAGUAGCAGUAACCAUCUUACAUAACUCAAUACUUAGAAUAUGUAACUUUGUUAGAAUAAUUCAUUGUACGUGAUGUGAUAGAUAAUCACUAUUUUUCUAUUUCCUUCAAGAACGUUAAAUAAUAGGAAAUGAUUUAAAAAGUCAUCGAAACAAAAUUCUGUGAUAAAUAAGCGUUUUGAUGAUUUUUUAGUUAUGGAUUGACGAUUUCUGAUUCUUAUGCGCGUGCCUUUAGUUCUAAACCUUUCAAACGUAUUAUUUAUUAUAUAUUUUUGAAAUGUGAUUCGAUAUAGGUUCAAGCACUCACAUAAUUAUUAAGUGUCUAAAUACCAUAAGUAAAUAAAUGACUAUAUUACA
Molecule: messenger RNA, 2794 nt
Organism: Aethina tumida (small hive beetle)
Lineage: Eukaryota; Metazoa; Arthropoda; Insecta; Coleoptera; Nitidulidae
Product: transmembrane protein 62-like
Exons: 11
Coding region: 90-2096 (668 amino acids)
Molecular function (GO): hydrolase activity
Source: RefSeq, a predicted model, not a curated record